UCGUGUUUCAGACUCGUGUUUCAGACUCGUAGACACAGGUAAACUGUCGCUGUGUUUACAUGUAAAACUUUGUGUUGUAGAUCUGUGUGCGAUAGACCAGCCGCUCUGUCAGGAUGAAAACUCUCUGCUGAGCUUUGAGGCGAUCUGCAGCAUCCACAAACUGAUGGACGACGACGCCGACGGCACGGUGGACACGACCGAGACGGACGAGUUUCUCAGGGAGGAUCUGAAGUAUCACGACCCCAAAGACAAACACAGGAGCUUCCACCGAGCCGACCUGCACAUCAGCGUGGCGGACAUGUGGAACGCCUGGAAGAGCUCUGAAGUGUAUAACUGGACGGUGCAGCAGGUGGAGGACUGGCUGCUCGUCAGCGUGGAGCUUCCUCAGUACUCAGAGGCGUUCAGGAAACAGAAGCUGGACGGCCGAGCCUUACCCAGGCUGGCGGUGAAGAACACCACCCUGACGGUGUUGGUGUUGAAGAUCUUGGACCGGAGUCACUCUCAGAAGCUGCAGCUCAAAGCUCUGGACAUCAUCCUGUUCGGACCACCACCAGAUCAUCAGAACUGGUGGAAGGACCUGGUCCUGGCUCUGUCCGUCCUCAUGGCUCUGACCGGCUGCUGGUUCGCCUUCGUCCAGACCAGGAAGUCCAGAGACGACCUGAGCCGCCUGAUGAAGGACCUGGAGGGUCUGCAGAGGGCGGAGCAGAGCCUGCUGGACCUGCAGGACAAGCUGCAGCGGGCUCAGGAGGAGCAGCGCUGCGUUCAGGUGGAGAAGGUGAAGGUGGAGGAGGAGCUGAGGAACGAGAUCAGCUCGGCCAAACAGGAAGCUCAGCGGCUCCGGGAGCUCAGGGAGGGAACAGAGAACGAGAGGAGCCGACAGAAAUACGCCGAGGAGGAGCUGGAACAGGUCCGUAUGGCGUUGAAGAAGGCGGAGAGGGAGCUGGAGUCGCGGGCUCACUGGGCGCCGCCGGAGGCUCUGCAGAAAUGGCUGCAGCUGACGCACGAGAUCGAAGUCCAGUACUACAACAUCAAGAAACAGAGCGCAGAGAGGCAGCUGCUGCAGGCCAGGGAGGGGGGUGAGGACAACAACAACAACACACAUUCACACUAA
Messenger RNA from Lates calcarifer (barramundi perch), 1111 nucleotides. RefSeq names its product stromal interaction molecule 1. The record is from RefSeq and is a predicted model, not a curated record. Bases 164 to 1111 code for a protein of 315 amino acids. NCBI's taxonomy places the organism in Eukaryota, Metazoa, Chordata, Actinopteri, Centropomidae. Gene Ontology annotation, cellular component: plasma membrane; endoplasmic reticulum. The transcript is spliced from 7 exons. Gene Ontology annotation, biological process: intracellular calcium ion homeostasis; activation of store-operated calcium channel activity; store-operated calcium entry. Gene Ontology annotation, molecular function: calcium ion binding; calcium channel regulator activity; protein binding.